CAGCACCAACACCACCCCCGGUUCAGCCCUGUCGUAACACGACCAAGGCCGACAUCAUCCUACUGCUGGACGCCUCCACUAGCAUCGGGUCCAUCAACUGGCAGAAGCAGGUCAAAUUCGCCGACGAAGUGACCCAGGCGUUCACUGUGGGUGCUAAUGACGUCAGAUUCGGUACACUCCUUUUUAACAAGUCGCCGACUAAGAUAUUCGAUUUGAAAACUUACUUCGACCACAAAUCAAUAUCUCAGGUAUUUUGUUGUUGACCUUAAUCCAUCACAUAGGCAGUUACGUACAUAGGCAGUAAAGAGCAUAGUACGGUACGUACAUAGACAGUUACGUUCAUAGAUAAUUACGUACAUUGACUAUUUUAUACAUAGACAGUUAUGUGCAUAUAAUAAAGUUUCGUAAAUUGACAAUUAUGUACAUAGACAGUUACGUACAUUGCAAAUUAUGUACACAGACAGUUACGUACAUUGAAAAUUAUGUACAUAGACAGUUACGUACAUUGACAAUUUUGUAUAUAGACAGUUAUAAACAUUGACAAUUAUGUACAAAGACUGUGACGUGCAUAGAAAUUUACGUAAAUUGUCUAUUACGUACAUAGACAUUUACGUACAUAGGCAGUUACUUACAUAGACAGUCACGUACGUAGAAAGCUACGUACACAGGAAGUUACGCUCCUUGCUUAAGACCAUAUUACAGGACAUAUCAAUGGUUUAUGUUUAUGGGGCAAAUACUUUAUACGUCAAUGUAAACGUUUGAAGGGCUCAGAAUGGUUCCAUUUACUCUGUGCGACACAAUGCUGUACCGUCAUCAUCAAAUAUUUGUUGAGUAUCCGUCAGCGCGCUAUGAAGCUAUCUUUCCUAUUCUCUAUUGCAUACAUCAGGGUUAAACUCCUAAGGGACACUGUUAAUAAACAGAGCAUGGAUCUUAAAAACAUUUUGAAGGUUUCAGUAAAUCCAUAGCGAAUAGUUGUGAUUAAUAUUUGAUUGCAUAUCUUUAGCUUAAACAUUUCAAACAUUAAUCUAUAACAUACAUAGAUAUUUUUUGUAGAUUUAAGUUAACUGCCAUAUCAUAGAAUAUUGUUGACACCCUUCUUAAACAUUAAUAUGACACAAAAAGCACUGAAUAUGUUAUGUCUUUAACCAUAUGAUAAUACAAAGAGACGUCUUUAAACAUGUUAUAAUACAUAGCAAUGUCAUUAAUCAUGUCAUAAUACAUUGACAUGUCUUUAACCAUGUCAUAAUUCAGGGAAAUGUCUUAAACUAUAUGCUACUACAUAGAAAUGUCUUUGACAAUGUGAUACUAGAUAGAAUUGUCUUUAAUUAUGGAAUAAUAGAUGGAAAUCCCUUUCAUCGUGUAAUAAUACACGGAAAUGUCUUUGAAAUGUCCUAAUACAUACUAAGGUCUAUAAUCAUGUGAUGACACAUAGAUAUGUCUUUAAAAUGUUUAAGCCCAUCAUUUUAAAAUUACAGGUACAGAGUUAAGUGUAAUGUCAAUGCCAUCCCACAAUUCCUUGCUCAACGCAUUGCUAUCUUUUGAAUUUCCUCUAGGCAUUGAACUCAGGAUAAGUUUUCCUGAGUCACUUCAAGUUUUCAUAACGUGCUAGUCUUAACGUAGUCAAUUUAAAGUCACCUGUUACCUUAAAAGAAAAAAAAAUAUAAUUGAUACAACAACAAAAAAAAACAGGUUUGAAAUCUAUUUGUUUUCUUGUUCAGGCAAUAUUAAGCAUAGAGUACCCCUACCGCAGUGGUACCAACACUCACCUGGGUCUGAAGGAGAUUCGGGAGCAGAAGCUGUUCAGUCCAGAGAAUGGCGGCAGAGAUGGUGUCAAAAAUAUUGUCAUUGUCAUGACGGACGGGCUGUCGACCUUACCCACUCUAAGUAAGUCAGCCAAUGUCAUUGUGUCAGUCAGUCAAAAAGCAGUAUGUAUGUUAUUGUGUCGUCAGUCAACAAGAAGUAUGUAUGUCAGUUUGAUUGCAUAAAAAUGUCAGACAAAGUCAUGGUAUCAUUUCUCAGUAAGUCAGCAACUGACAUUUGAUCAGUAAGUUAGCCACAGUCAUGUUAUCAGUAAGUUAGCCUCUGAAUCAAUAUGUCAUGAUAUUAUGUCUCGGUAUAACAGACACUGUCGGGUAUCAAUAUGCCAGACAUGGUCGCAUGCCAUGAUUGAUCUCUCCGUAUGUUAGCCACUAAUAUGUUAUCAAUAUUGCAGUCACUGUCAGGUACCAAUAUAUAAACGUAACUGUCAGGUAUUAAUAUGUCAGCCACUGUCACGGUAGCAAUAUGCGAGACACUGUCACGGAAUCAGGAUGCCAAUCACUUUCCCAGUAUUUGUGUCAGCCAAUGUCAUGCUAUCUGUGUCAGUCACAGUACAUGAUCUGAUUUGUGGGUUUGCUCUCGUGACUCUCGCCUCAUUAUAUUCUUAUAACAUACAUAUGAUAUAAUAUUAUGACACCCCACAUACAUAUGAUAUGAUAUAUGACACCCAACAUAUAUAAGAUAUAAUACAUGACAAUCUACAUACGUAUGAUACAAUACAUGACAUCUUACAUAGAAAUGAUAUAAUACAUCGCACUAUUCACUCAUACCUUAUUCUUCUAUAUAUAAGAGCAAAAAUCAAUGUAUUGAUCAGUCUGGCUCCUAUGUAUGUAGAGGGACUUGUAAUGUUGCCGGGUCUGGUAUUGAAGAAGAUAUAUCACUCGUUGCAAGGGCCCUCAUUGAGCGUAUUGGGAACUGGGGUUUUGACGAUUUACAUAUUAUAUAAUACACGACACCUAACAUACCUUAAUAUGUUAAUACGUUAAUUAUAAAUUUAAUACAUGACAUCUUACAUGCAUAUGAUAUAAUACAUGACACCUGUUAAAGAUACAUCUACAAUCUUCAUAUACUCCUGCAGUUUUCUUCUCACUUUCUCAUUUUCACUCAUUAUGUGGUAACUUAUGAAGUUUUUGACAAUGCAGUGGGCCUGCACAAUAGAAUCUAACAACAAAGUGUACUUUGAACGUUUUUCCUCGUGCCAUGUUUGUUAAGCCCAGGAAGAGGCCACGCUUCUGAAGAAUGAGGACGUGACCCUGAUAUCUGUGGGCAUCGGGUCGGGCGUCAACACGACGGAACUCCAGGGCAUCGCCAGUAAACCUGAUUAUAUGUUCCUAACCGGCGGUUACAACCUCUUGGACUUUAUCAAGAGAGACUUGGUCAAAAUGACUUGUGAAAGUAAGUGCAGACUUUAAUUUGGAUGUUAAACACUUCAAGACAGAAAUUAGAUAUAAUUUCCAAAAAAAAAAUGAAAAAAUAAUUGUUUUUGUAUAAAUGCAUUAUAAAAUGUAAUAAAGAGAAUGGGGCGGGGGUGGGUGGGAUGGGCUGGAAAUUUGACAAAACAUGCAUACACGUCACACAUUUUAAAAGAAUCUGUAUUAAGUGAUUUCCCCAACCCAUCCCAAGGCUAGCAUUUGCAUAUUUUAUUCACGCCCUUCAAUUAUAUAAUUAUUAUAAAUACCCACCCACUUUGACAUUACAGAUUUACAAAAUUCACUAUUUCAGAAAAAUGAACGACAAUAUUAAUCACCAAACGCACUUGCGUUAUUUUUUAAGAAUGUUAUUUAGCUCAGUUAACAGGAAUUUGAUUUAGUAAAAUCAGUGGCGUCAUAUUUCUUCUUUCCUUUGUAAAUUAAGCAACAAAUAAUUUUGGGGACUGGUGUAGGGGAUGGGACUUAAAAUAGAUUUACUGUGUUGCCGUCGGCGUGUCUAAAUGCCAAGUUUAAGCUCGAUAGGUUGUCAUGAAGUGGGUCGAUUAGCCGUUUAAAUAGUUUGCAAGCCGGAAAGACAUGAAGGAAAGCAAAGUUAAUAUAAAGGUUUUAAAAAGUGCGCCUUUUGCAAUAUUUAUUUUUUAAAAAUUAAAAUGUGCAAACAACCUUUUGACAUUGAGUUUAAAUUCCUGUUGUUGUUUUUUCUUCUUCUUCUACCAAUCCGUUUCACUUCUCUAAUUUAAUUUCUGGGCAGUCUAAAAUUUAAUGAAUGAACUAAUGUUUGUCAAAAACAUAGCUCGUUAAUACAUGAACACACAUCGUCUCUGAAUCAAACUCUGCAGGUAACCAGUUAGAUGUUUACUGUUGACGAUAGCCAAUUUAUAGAAUUAGAUGAAUGUAUUAUUUUAAUUGCAGGUGUUUCCAACUAGGACAGAGCACGUGACCUGUUUUGGUGCAUUUCAAGUCUUUGACAAACUGCAAAAUAAUGACACAUCGUUGAUGACAUUAAAGUCUGAAAACACCAUUUGGUGUCAAUUCUAUCGUCUGUUCUUUUGUUUUUACAUGUUGUUCAUUAAAAUAUUUCCCCC
Molecule: messenger RNA, 4333 nt
Organism: Lymnaea stagnalis (great pond snail)
Lineage: Eukaryota; Metazoa; Mollusca; Gastropoda; Lymnaeidae
Source: the annotation of a GenBank genome assembly